Pistacia vera is the source of this 3415-nucleotide messenger RNA. Its product is annotated as golgin subfamily A member 4. The transcript has 8 exons. The coding region runs from base 228 to 3254 and encodes 1008 amino acids. NCBI's taxonomy places the organism in Eukaryota, Viridiplantae, Streptophyta, Magnoliopsida, Sapindales, Anacardiaceae. The record is from RefSeq and is a predicted model, not a curated record.
UGUCCUUAACAUGUUAAGCUGAACUGGACUGGAGCCUCUGGUUUGCUCUCUGUUGUAAACAAAAUUAAACUAAUCGUUUCUGUCCUACUCAUCCCACCUCUAAAUUUUGCUGCAAAAAGGUUCUAAACAAGCGGCAUUAUCAUUUGCCACAAUCCCAAUGAGGUGAGUGGAGACUUGUAACAAAGAUUCACAGACAAAAACUAGAAACUUUUAUCCGAACCUAAAAAAUGUUCAAGUCAUGGAGGAACGACAAGAACAAGAUCAAAGCUGUUUUCAAAUUGCAGUUUCAAGCAACUCAGGUGCCGCGAUUGAAAAAAUCAGCUGUGAUGAUAUCUUUGGUACCUGAUGAUGUUGGAAAGACAGCUUUUAAACUGGAGAAAGUUGCUGUUCAGGAUGGAACUUGUUUAUGGGAAAAUCCAAUCUAUGUAACAGUAAAACUCAUAAAAGAUUCUAAAACAGGAAAAAUCUAUGAGAAAAUCUACCAUUUCGUUGUUUCAACUGGAUCGUCAAAAUCAGGUUUUCUCGGUGAAGCUUCAAUUGAUUUUGCAGAUUUUGCGGCGGAAACAGAACCAUUGACCGUAUCUCUGCCCCUUAAGUUUGCAAAUUCUGGUGCAAUUUUACAUGUGACAAUUGAGAAGAUGCAUGGAGCUACUGACCAAAGAGCUACUGAAGGAAAUGGAGAUAAUACCCCCAGUUUGAAGAAUCAAGAAAGCAAUUACAGUACUGACGGAGUGAAACAAAAUUUUGAAGAAGAUGGGAAUAUGAAUAUAUGUGCAUCUCAGAAUGCCGACAAAGUACGCAGCCUUAGAGCAUCCACUGGCUCUGGUACUAGAUUGGCAUCAAUCUGGGACAACGAUUCAGAGCAGAAUAAUCAAGAGGACCCUGCAAGCAUCCAGUCACCUGUCAGACAAAACUCUAUUCCUCCUCGGGGAACAGUCAAUGCCAUUUCAACCAAAAAACACUCGCACCGGAGAUCAAACACAGACUGGUCAGUUGGUUCAGUUUCAGAUGGAAGUUUGGUCGACUCCACAAACAGUGUUGAAGAUAACCUUCCAAGAGACUUACAAGAUGCUUCAGAUGGUUCAGUUUCUCAUCUCAAAAAUGAAUUGGCUAUUAUGAUGAGGCAGGUGGAAGUAUCAGAACUAGAAUUACAAACUCUUAGGAAACAGAUUGUGAAGGAUAGCAAACGAGUGCAGGAUCAGACAAAACAAAUUGCUGGCCUGAUUGAAGAAAGAGAUGAACUGAAAACAGAAUGUGAACAACUCAGGAGACAGAAUUCCAUUGCUGAGGCAAAAAUUGAAAAUGAACUGCAAUCUGAGAAUGAGCAUUUAAUGGUUGUGCAAGAAGAAAUUAGACAAGAGCUCAAUCAUCAAAAAGAAAUUAAUGCCAAAUUUCGGUUGCAACUGCAGAAGACACAAGAUUCAAACUCUGAGUUGAUUCUUGCACUGAACGAUCUCAAUGAAUUGUUGGAGCAGAAAGACAGGGAAAUAUUUGCUCUCUCCAGCAAGAUGGAAGAAACAAGUAAAUUUCUUGAACAGGUUCAAGAAACGAAUAACGAAGGAAAUAUGAGAGAGGAUAAACACCUAUUAGAACUUGAAGCCAAGAUACAAAAUAAUGAAAAAGAGGUAGAAAUGUUGAAGCAAAAAAUCAUAGACCAAAGUGGUGAAAUAGAGUUCUACAGAAAACAUUCAGAGGAGCUAGAGAUGCAUGCGAAAAAACUCACUGAGGACUGUGAGGCCUUAAAACAAGAAAAUCAGUGUCUUUCUUCAAAGUUGGAGGAAAACCAGCUGCAAGAAUCGACGAAGACGAGUGAAUGCUUGGAACUUUUGGCCACUGUCGAGGAACUUGAAUCACAAGUAGACAGACUGGAGGACAAAGUCAAGCAGCAGUCAGAAGAAUACUCAGAGUCGUUAAUAGCCAUUAAUGAACUUGAAAGUCAGGUCAAGGAAUUUAAGCGAGAACUAGAGAGGCAGGCCCAAGAAUUUGAAGAGGAUCUGGAUGCUGUGACACAGGCCAAAACAGAGCAGGAACAGAGGGCUAUUCAAGCAGAAGAGUCCCUGAGAAAGACAAGGUGGAAAAAUGCUGUUACAGCUGAGCGGCUGCAGGAAGAAUUCAAAAGGCUUUCUGUGGAAAUGGCAUCUAAAUUUGAUGACAGCGAGAAGGUGGCCAUGAAAGCAAUGACAGAAGCAAAUGAACUGCGCAUGCAGAAAAAGGCCCUGGAAGAAAUGCUGCAGAAAGCCAAAGACGAGCUUGGUUUGACUAAGGAUAAGAAUGGAGAGCUUUCCAGCCGAAUAGAGCAACUGUCUUUGGAAUUAGAUCAUAAGUCUGACCAGCAAGAAGCUUUCUCAAUGGAGAUUCAAACACUGAGGACUGAGAUAGAGAACCUUAAAAGGGAGAAGAAUAAUUCCUCUCAGGCAGAAAAAAACACAAAGCUAAGAGGUGAUGCAGAACAAAUAUCGUCAGUGGGUGAAACUGAUAUUUUGAUACAAAGAUGGAAUAAAGAAAAGGCUGAUUUGGAGAAGCAAUUUGCUUUGGCAAAGAAGGAAGCAGAAAAAGCACAUAAAGAAUUCAUUUCAAUGAAGUCUUUGAAGGAUAAAAAGGAGAUGAUGAUAGGAAAUUUGCAGUCAGAAGUCAAGAAGCUAAGAGUCCAGCAAAGUGAACUGCAAAGUAGCUUGACUGGGGAAGAAUUCGAGAAAGAUAGCCUGAGAAAACAGGUAAUUCAGUUGAAGGAUGGGCUACAGAAGAAGGAAGAGCGAAUAACGAGUAUAGAGAAAAAAAUCAAGAAUUACAAUGAUCAAGCUCCAAUUUCAGAUAUGCAAAUUAUAUCAAGUUUGAAAGCGAGAUUGGGAUUGCAAAAGGACCAAUCAAAACGGAAGGAAGCGGCACCGGAAACUCCAGGGAGUCCAGCUCUGCUGAAAGAAAACAAUCUCAGUAUCGUUAUUAAAGAACUAGUGAGCAUCAUGGAGCAGGUUGAAGUACCACCAUUUGAUGGAUACAAGCAUUCAAUUAGGAAGGACGAAAUGCGCUCUAAGAAAGGGCUGAAAUCGCCCACUUCCCAUUCCAGAGAUGAGGACAACACUGAACUGUUAACUCAAUUGACAAUACUGAAGGAAAAAAAUAAAUGUAUGGAAACCGAGCUGAAAGAAAUGCAAGAGAGAUAUUCAGAAAUAAGUCUCAAGUUUGCUGAGGUGGAAGGUGAAAGGCAACAACUUGUAAUGACUGUAAGAAACCUCAAGAAUGGUAAGAAGAACUAGAAUUUGCAAAUAUGCAGGAACUAGAUUUUUAUAAUUUUCCAUGAAUGAAGUGGCAUAAUUCUAGGUAAGAUCAUUAUGCUAGAGUUUGAUUAAGAAAACUAUGUCAUGUUGAUGAGUGCAACAUACUGAACUCAUGUAUUUGUAGGAAAAGCCAAAAACUA